UUAAAAGGUAGUAAGACUCAGGGUAUAAACAGGGCAGCAUGUAACCCAGGAAGAGGCAGGGAGUGGAGGAGGAGGAAGAGGGGAAGGAAUAAACAUUUUACCUUUUGUCCAUCCUUUGAAAUGGUGAAUGAGGAGCAAGAUCUCAAGUAGCAUCCCAGCUUCUUCCAUAAGCUUCCUCCUGAGAAGUAACCAGUCCUCUGCUGCCUCCUGCUUCCCUUAGGCCUGAAAUUAGUGUUGGUGCCAUGAGCUGUUUCAGAAUCCGUGCAGCAGGGCCCCAGGACUGUCCUGAAAUCCUGCGUCUUAUCAAAGAACUAGCUGCUUAUGAAAAUAUGCCAAAUGCAGUAACACUAACAGAAACAGAUUUGCUUGAAGAUGGCUUCAGAGAACAUCCUUUGUAUUACUGUCUAAUAGCAGAGGUGCCAAAGGAGGGGCAAGCAGGAAGUAGUUACGCUGUAGGCUAUGCUAUGUAUUACUUUACAUAUGACCCUUGGAUUGGCAAGUUACUUUACCUGGAAGACUUCUAUAUUAUGGAGACUUAUAGAGGUUUGGGCAUCGGAUCUGAAAUCUUAAAGAGAUUAAGCCAGGCAUGUAUUAUUUAAGACAAAGACUUACAAGUUCCACACAAUUUAAGUCAUUUUCCUCAUUUUAUUAUGGCAGAAUGUAAGAUUUUUAUCUGUGCAUUCAGUUUACAGAACCCACAUUAAGGAUUAACAUGACAAACAUGGAGAAUGUAGAUUUUAUAAAGUUAUGUUUUUCCUAGGGUCCCAGGGCCAGAGCUGCCGCUGCUACCAUCUGGCUGGGUGGGGG
Messenger RNA from Gavialis gangeticus (Gharial), 807 nucleotides. It is a transcript of the gene SATL1, whose product is annotated as spermidine/spermine N1-acetyl transferase-like 1. NCBI's taxonomy places the organism in Eukaryota, Metazoa, Chordata, Crocodylia, Gavialidae. Gene Ontology annotation, cellular component: cytosol. The record is from RefSeq and is a predicted model, not a curated record. Gene Ontology annotation, molecular function: N-acetyltransferase activity.